AUGACAACAUCAAGGUAUCCAAACGGAAAGAGGUCUGAUGGGUGGAACACUUUCCUUACAAGCUUUGAUAUUUGCAGGGUCUCAUUCCAGGGCCAAAAGUCACUAAGAGGCUAAAUGAUAAGGAGCUUUUAUAAGCAACAGGUGGUAUUUCUAUUUUAAAUACUAGAACUCAGGGUCAUCCAAUGAAACUGAGUGGUGGAACAUUUGAGGGCUGUGUACAGGUGCUGUAUAUCCGGUUGUAUUACUGUAUUGGCCAAUAGCAACCACCAGGCACGCAAGAGGUUCUUUGGAUUCCACUGGACAGAGACUCUUAGGUAGAGACAAACUUUUAUUAAUUGGUAAACAUUAGCAAAAAAAUUGAUCAGCAACGUAGAAUACAGUCUAACAGAAAACCAACAGCAACUGGAAUAAACUGUAAAGCCAAUAAUAUAAUCUAUAAGCAGGCAGCCCUGUUUAGGGAAAUUUAUAAUGGCUGAUGUUUUAAUGUAUUUUUAAUCUUUUGCUGAAAGCCGUCCAGAGUGGCUGGGGAAACCCAGCCAGAUGGGAGGGGUAUAAAUAAAUGAUGAUGAUGAUGAUGAUGAUGAUGAUGAUGAUGAUGCAAAAGAUCUUAGGCCACAAUAAUCAUAAUACAGAUAGAAUAGGUUUAGUUCUUCAUGUCUCCCCAGCCAAAGGAGAUCUGUAAGGAUUAUCUGGGACACUUCAGACUGGCAGACGGUCAUUCUCUUCACAUUCUGGAAUGGAGCAUAGAACAAUGUAUCAAGAUCUCCCUGUCUCCAGCUGCUGAAGGUCUCAUGCCAAGCUGGCAACAGAUGUAAUUCAUGAUGUAAUUCCAUUCCCAUCCUUUGAUCCGACCUGGGAGUCGACACGUGGGCAUGAGCCUUCCAUGGCAUUCUUUAUCUGUGCAGUUCAGUCAAUGUAAGGUUACUUUGCUCCAUCCAUCCCUCAUGCAGUCAGGUGUUUGAUAGCUAGCCAAGUCAUGAAGUUGCUUUCACUUCUUCUCAAACAGCCAGGUCCCUUAUAUUAAAGCUACAGCUACAUGGCAGAUCACAUUCUGUUUUAUUCCCUGGCAAUACAGGUGCCCUGCUCUGAUUCAUGGGCCCAGUUUGUCAAUUCAGAUCCAGAUCAUGAUCCAGAUCAUGAUCCAGAUCAUGAUCCAGAAAAUACAAGUCUUUGGAAAACCCAUUUGCUAGCUCAGAUGGCUUCAAAACAGAAUUAGACAACAGCCUUCUUUCUUUCUUUCUUUCUUUCUUUCUUUCUUUCUUUCUUUCUUUCUUUCUUUCUUCAGCUGCAGCGUCAGAUGUCAGGCUGGGUCAUUGCCAAAAGGAAAUGAAGUGGCACAUUUGGAGAGCCUGUGUAAUAGCUUCCCUCUGUUUCUUUUCCAGGUCCAUCUCAUGGUCUCCAAAGUCUUGCUAGACUCAAUUGGAUUUACAUGCAUCCAACUGAGACCAGAUCUAGGAUUCCAUCUUUUCUCAUGAUCAGGAGGUAGUUAUAUAAUUAAAUGUAUAUACCUUCCAUCAUGUGUUAGGAACAUGUGGCCCUCCAGAUGUUACUGGUCUCAUCAUCCCCAACCAUUGACAAUGAUGCCUGUGAUGGAGGCAGUUGGCACCCAGGAACAUCUGAAGACCUCAUAGAUCCCACACGACCUAUUAAAUAGUGAACAUCUUUUAACGUAUUGUGGGAAGCCACUUUCAGCCUGAGGGCUGGUAUCUUGAUGAAAACAGCUCUAGUUGCUGCUGUAAAAGGGACAAACACAAAAUUGAAAGGCAUUUGGACCUUUAGGCAUGGUAAUUUGGCACAGUAAGUAGUCCUGACAUAAGCAGAUAGCCUAUAAAUAAACACCAAUAAAUGUUGCAAAGCAAGAUAUUUCUUCUUAGCACACACCAGUAACUGAGAUUUCAGCUGCAAUAAUAGCAGAACCAAAAACACUCCAUCUGAUCUGAUCAGCUGAUAUAAAGAUCAACCCAUUUCAUUCAAAAAGAAGAUUGCCCCAAAUCUGAUUUACCCCGUAAAAUAAAUAUAAAGUGAACAUAUGGAUCAAACCCAUAACUGUUGUUUGCAAAUGCUUCCUGAAGUCCUAGAAAGUAGAUGUCCAGGAGCUUAGAAGAAAUAGAAUGCAAAAUGAGAAUGUGCUAUAUUACCUAACAAAUUUUUUAAAAUUCCUUGGAAUCCAUAUGGAACAUCUUUUUGGUUUAAAACUGAUCCAGCAAAAGAAAAAGAAAGACGUUUCAAAAAUGUCUUUAUAGGAAAGAAUUGUCUGAUACUUAUAGACACCAAAGUGUAAUAUUGGAAAUGCCUCAUUGAGACCCAAUUUUGACUUGAAGUUGUUGUGCAUAUCAACUUUGUACCAAGGAAAUCCUUGACCUUUGUAGAUCUGCAUCUACUUUAAUAUUUAUGUUCCUAUAAUAGAAAGAUUAAGUGUUUCUUUAUAAAAGUCAAUCCUUUAUUAGGCAUAGGAAACCACACAUUAUCAAACACACACCAUAUACAAAUUGUGCAAAAUAUGAAUUCAGCAAAACAAAGUUUGUCCCAGUCAGAUUUUUAAAUAAUACAAUAUAACACUACCACAUCACAGAUCAAUUAAGAACCACUAAAUCUCUUUAUAAUGGCCCAGUCUUUCUACAUGGACAGCACUCAAAAAUUCAGCCACUAUUAAAGUAAUUUGAUCAUUCCUGUCCGAGAGCAGAUCCUUAACUGUUGGUGGCAUAGAAUUGAGCCUGUUAAGUUGUAAGGCCUCUAAUAAUUGUCUUCUGGCAUAAAUGCCAAAUCAGAAGAAAAGAAAAUAUGCUCCAAAGUAUCAGGAUCCUGUUUGCUACAUUUGCCGAGAUGCUCUGCUUCUGGGAGAGCUAAAUAUCUUCCAAGAGAGAUGAAGUGCAGGACAACAAAAGUAAAUAUUGUGAGCUUUGAUGCUUGACAAGAGACAUACUCUGGGUCUUGAAGGUUAAACACCCACCAUCCAACCAAUGUGUUCAUAUUCUUAUCCUCCAUGUUAUAAUAGCUUGCUGUUUCACAGAGAAAACUGAGAGGAUGGGGAAGCCAAUGCCUGCAAGGCGUGCAACAUCCAGAAGAUAUGCAAUGUCCAGAAAGCGUAAAGCAGGAGCAAAAGAAGCUGUCGGUCUGUAUACAGCACAGUCAUAUGGGAUGAGAUUUCUCAUGAAGUAGAGGAAUGCAUGGGAAAGGGAAGUUGAUGGAGAGACAGGCAGGGAGUGGACCCAGUCAUGUUGUGCCAGGGAGGAGUGCAGAGAAAAGCACACACAACUCUUUUGGUGCCAGAGAUCCACUAAUCCCCAUAGAAACCACAGUAUUCAGCACACUUUUUGCUGCUGACUGUGGUGUUCCUUUACUGUGUGCAGCAAGGAAUGUCUCCACCAUUAGGCAGAAUGAGGCAGUUGCCUCAAGUAGCAGGUGCUGGGGUGGGUAGAGUUGCACUGAACCUUCUCAGUUAGUCUGCUGCCCCAGCAGCAGCAUCGAAAUAUCAGCCAAGGGUAGUCUAGCUUCUGUAUGUGAAAUUAUUUGCAUGGAGGGGGCAUCUUGUCAUUUGUCUGGGGUGCAGAAAGUAACGUCAAAGGCUCCUGUCUUCUGAUCCAGACAUUUGUAAGAAAAGUUUCCUCAAGCAGCAAGCCAUCUCGCUUUGCUUCCUCCACCUGCUUAUUCUCCCAAGUGCCCACCCCCUGAGCAAGUGACUGUGUCUGGCUGAUGGCUGCCACAGCAUAUGGAACCCUUUUUCCUGGGUUGGGAAUGGUAUGUUGGCUACCGAUGGUUAAAGCAGAAUUGUCUUUCUUCAAGCAUCUGGUUUUCAGGACUUGGUUACCUUCUUCCAUUCUCCAACUGGUGAAAGAUUUGUCAUACUUGAGAUUUGCAUCCUUAGUGCCAUGACACUGCUGAUUUUCCUUCUAUGUAAGUACAUAAUUAGCAUACUUUGCAACUAAUGUCACGGGCUUUCCUUCAAUGCCAAUAGCAUUUCAAAAAAGAGAUGGCAGGAUCCACCUUCCAUUUACCCUCUUCAACUCUCUUUGAAUUCAGGGAGUGAGUUACAGCUGUCACCCAGUGAGAGCAAUGACACUGUUUUGUUCUCCCCGAAUAAGUGAGUUCCAGAACUUGGAACAAACGCCUAGGCUUACACAAGUCCCUGGAACACCCUGGACAAUUCCCUUUCCCAGUUGCCAUUCUCUGCUCCUUUCCCAACUAAUCCUCAUUUGCUGGGGGAGAGCCCCCAUUCCUGAUCCUCACCACCCUGCCCUCUGCUAGGGCUCCAGUCCCUUGAAGGAAAGUUCUUGGGGAAAACAGGCUGCAGAGGAUAAGGUCAUGGCCAAAGUGGGUGUGUCCAGAGCUUACCUAAAUAUCUAGAUAUAUGCAAGACUUUUUUCAGCCGAAAUUCAUCAGGACUCAGUUCCAGGCCCUCUCAGGUGGGCUCUGUUGCCAAUCUAAAAGAACAAGGGAGGCAUUCAUGCUGAGUUCCAGUGCUUCUUUUUCUAGAAAAAUAGCACUGGAUAGAUGAACAAAUGGCCUAUAUUCAUAGCUAAUUCAUUUUUAAAGGGCACUCAAAGUAAGCAAAGCUCAGGGGGAGGAAACCAAAUGAUCCAAGAAUUUGCAUACAGCAGGGCAUUUGGCAGCCUGGCAAAUGCAAGUCCACAGGACAAAGAGGACAGGGGUAUCUGGACAACCAAAAAUCUAAAGCUCUCAAAGGAAGGCCAAACCAUCUGAUGACAGAGCCAACAGGCUAAAUGGAAAAAGUCAGCAAUUUAAAUUCAAUAUUAAAAGCAGUUUGAAACCAAGUAUCCCCUCCCCCAGGUCAUCAGACCAGGGUGCUAGAAAACAAUUUCUUCAUUUCUUUUCUACCUACCCCUUCUUAGAUCAGAAGGAAGUGAAAAACAGAGAGGAGUUUCAAAUGGCAAUGACCAUGAUUCGAAACUUUGUUGUUGGGAUUGAUUCAAACUAUAAGGACAAGGAUGGUAAGCAUUUUAUAUACAAAUCCUCACUUUUGCUAGAACAUGCUUAAUUUAAACAGACUUCAAUUCCUGUAGUUCAAUUUGGGAUUCAUAUUGUGUGAACAAUACGCAUAUUCAAUGAAACUCAUCACCCAAUAGAGUUUAUCACUUUUUCAUUGCUCAGCAAGAAGAAAAGCAGAUGGUUGUGAUUCUCACAUUUCCCCACUAGAAAUGCUGUCCUCCCCCAUCACACUGUUAAUUCACAAUUUUUGUGCUAGUGCUAGAUUUUAGCACUAGCGCAAAGGAACUUUGCCCCCACUUCUCCCUGCAUGCCAUCACCAAAACUGCACUCCAGGGUGGGGAGAAACUUCAGAACAGAAUGGAGGGAAAGGGGCUGGAGAUUGCAGUGCACAAGGAGAAAUUCCUGAGCUUACAGAGCACCCUCUUUAGAACUAUGUGGAAUGCAACCCAAUAUUCAUCAGGAAAAGAGUUUGGGUGCCUGUAUUUUCUUAGAUUUAAGAAAGCAUAAUAGAAAACUGUAAAGUAAUCUUUGCAAAUUUGGCUUAACUGUGUGACUCAGUGGGGAAUUGUUUUGUGACCCUGUGAUUCCCAGCAGAAAAGGAGGACAAAGGAUGGGAACAUUAGAGAUACUUCAUGAGCCACUUUCAAUAUGAGAAUAGGAUAGUGGAUUGCAUGGGUCUUUAGUCUGAUCCAGCUGCAGGAUUCUUCAGAGGCUUUUCAUUGGUGAUCUCAGCCACAGAGAAUCAAGUCUGUCCUCAUAUUCAUAAGAACCCCAUCCUGGAGCUCUGCUUCUUGUUUCAGACUAAAGUGUUUUAAAAUGUUUGGAAAUGGUUUCUUAAUAUUUGCAGAUUGUUAUUUCAGAUACUCCUGCCUUAAACUGUUUCAAAUCUUUUAGACUUCCAAAUACUUGCUGCAGCUCAAAACAUAUCAGAGGAAAUGGUGUAUUAUGCCAACAUAAAUGAUCAACUGCAAAAGGAAAUUGGUAAGAUACCCUACAAUGCUGAAGAAUUGUAGUACAGUGGGAACCUGCCCUGAUUCUGCCCCUCCUGAAAGCACCUCCUCUAGCUGAAUACUCUUAGAGCCAGAGCAGAGUGCUGCCCUCCUUUGCACCCAGCCACCCUAGGGAAACAUCAGAUAUAUUCAGUUCAACUCUCCUGACCUUUUGAAUUGAUUUAGUUCUAUAGGGAGGAAAGAAAAGAUUUUGCCAUUCUUUGCUGUAAGAGAGACAAUCAAAACAGGUCAGCUAAAAGACCUGUCCUUUAUUAUAUUCCCCCAUGAGAGAGUGAUUCUUGAAUAGCACUCCCAAGGCAACUUCCGCCAACUUGGUCAGAGAGAUUGCUGGGCAGUGGGGUGGUUGGUGCAACAGCAAAAUCUCUUUCCUGUUUCACAAACCCAUUAUCAGAAAGAAGCCCUCAAGCCCACUCACAUAGUGUAUUGGCUCAUUUGCAUGUGGGAUAAAAGACUUGUGGACCAUCACAACUCUCACUGUAGCCACAGGCCUGUUCUGGUGCCACAGCAAGUACACAGACCACAAAGCUAGGUCACAAUAGGGUCCCUCCAUUUAUCUGCACAGGUAUCUAAGGUGGGCUCUCCUUUAUUAAAUAUACCAAGAGAAAAGAGCACACCAAGAACUCAGACCAAUGUAAGUUUCAAUAGUAGGAGUGGUCCCUACUCACAAAUCAAUAGUCCUGUAAGACAGAGUUGUUCCGCCUGGCCUUUGGCUUGGAGCCAAUUUGAUUCCCCCCCUCUCUUUCUUUUUUCUUUUCCUUCUCCUUCUGCGAUGAGGCUACAUUUUAAUAUUUUAAUGUUUCAAUAUUUUAAUGUUGUAUUUUUUAAUUUUGUUUUUAAGUUGUAAUCAUUUAACUUGUUUUUAUUAUUGCUUGUAAGCCGCUCUGAGCCCGGCCUUGGCUGGGGAGGGCGGGGUAUAAAUAAAAAUUAUUAUUAUUAUUAAUAGUAACAAAAACUAAUCCAUUCAAAAGUAUGUAUUCUGACAAGAAUUACAAACUCAAAUAGAAAUUACAAACUCCAGCAGAGAUUACAAACUCAAACUCAUAAGAAUAUGUAUAACACAAUUAUUCGUUACAAAUAUUUUCUCCUUUUAACCCUGAGCUCUGCUGGAUGGCACAAUGGAGGAAACAAAGCAAGCCUUCUUUGUAGCCUUCACUGCCACUUGGCAGGCUCAAUGAUAAUCCCUCACAAGCAAUCAAAUGCAUUCAACUGGAUUUUUUCUCUAAUUGAGUUCAAGCCAUCUCCCAGCUUUUUUCUUCGCCCUGACCUCUGCAGUAUACCAGGGGGCCAAACAGGCUGCAUGAAGCGGGAGAGGGCGCUCAGGGCCAAUCGUGUGGCACUCCCUCCCACCCGAUGUUAAGGAAAUGAACAACUAUCUGACUUUCAGAAAACAUCUGAAUGUAACUUUGUUCAAGGAAUUCUUUUAUGAUUUAUGUACAAUUGUGUUUUAAUUUGUUGGAAGUCUCCCAGAGUGGCUGGGGAAAACCCAUUCAGAAGGGCAGCAUAUAAAUAAAGUACCGUUGUUGUUGUUGUUCUUGUUGUUCGGUUGUUCCUGAGCUCGGUGAAAGCUUGGCAGGAGCAGCAGUUAGAUCAGCUGGAAUAUCCCCCAGAGCCAUUGGAAGCCCAUUGGAUCCAUCCUACCAUCUCGGACAGGGAGACAGCUAGGCAGCAAAGUGGGUGGAAAAAAAACCAGCAGAAUCCCUCAUCUGUCCCAGUUGCCCAAUGUCAGGAAUACACACUCUAGAUCCGCCCCCCCCCCCGCAACUGGACACUUAGCUUAUAGAGAGAAAGAGAAUUUUGAUAAACCACAGCUACUCCCCCUUCCCAACCUUCAAGUCUGCCCUGAUGCUGCCCUGAGUAUCCAGGUGGAAACAAGUGGGUGAGGCCCCUGGGGUUCAGAUAAGGCUUGUGAAGGAACAUGCAUCUUUUGUCUAUUCCCUCAAAUAAAAGGUUCUUCACUGUGCUCCCUGUUCCAGCUAUGCCCCUCCCACCGGUAUUUCCUGCAGCAUCAUGAAGGGGUUGAAGAGUUAAUGUUGUUCUUGUUUUAAUAUUUCUGAGCUUCCUAGGUGAAUAUAUGUUAUGUGGCUGCAGAAAUGAACUUAAUAAAAAUAUUUGAAAUCUGCAAAGAUGUACAAGGUUGUUCCUCUUAAAUUCCCUGUCUUGUUUUCUUUUUCUCUUCUUCCUCCAUAUCUGCUUGACUCAAAGACAUCCUUACUAGAAACUUGAAUGAUGGUUGGGUUUUAUAUUCAAAGGCCUUCUAUUUCUUUUCUCUUGAGCUACGCACAUGGGUGGAUUCCCAAAGAAAGUGUGAGAGGGAAGGCGCCAAGCUCAUUUCUAUGCAAACAAAGGAAGAACAGGUGAGCAUCAAAGCCGAGUAUAGAAAAGACAGGGGAUCUCUUUGAGUCAAAGGGUUCUUAUCAUUACUAUCCAUUUAAGAAGGUCCUAUCCACCUCUAUGCAGCCAAGACAGCAACUCCAUCAGUCAAGCCAAGCGGUGGGUGGGGCAGGGAACAGCUGCUACCAUCUAGGACUCAAUGAGGUUUCUUAGAGCUGCUGAACUCUAAUAGCCUGAAGCUGGCAGUCAGGAAGGAGGUCUUGAAGGAAGAGGAGUAGAUACUCGAGGGGAAUCUAUCCCUUGAAUUCCCUGUAGAUUCUUCCUCUACUCUGUACUGAGUGCUUAGAAAAAAGGCUUCCCUCACCACCCUAACCCUCUGGCAUGAGGGGAUCAUGGAGAUGACUCUAGAGGAGCUUGCAAGGUAUAUCCCUCUCCCAGCCCCUUAGCCCUAGCAGAGGGGUUACUGGGGUGCUGCAGGGCACAGACAUGUGUGAGAUCCCAUCAUCAUGCCAUCAAGCAUACCACAACCAGACUGAUUCCAUUAGCUCUGGAACCAACCAUCAAGCAUGGAUGCAGAAAUUGGAGUAUUUGACACACAGGUCACUGUCCUGCUAGGUAGUUCCAAGAUGAACUGUUCUGUGGCCCAGUCAUUUACAGUAUCUGGAAAUUUUAACUUUGUGUCAGAACUGGGACUCAUAUGUAGCCAGUCUCGGUGAGGGUAGGUGAAGUUACCCUUCACUACAAUAUUUCCUAAUUGGGAUGCUUCCUUGAUUCCAUCAUCAGUAUCAUCCAUCAUCAGCAUCAUCAUAAUUUGGAUCAGGGGCACAGUAACACAUCCUCAGUAUUCAUCGUAUGGGAUCCAAGGCGUUUGAGUACCAAGGCGUUCGAGAAUAAAAGUACCACUGUAUAGUUUUGAUCACUGCUUCCCACAAAAAUGUGUAUUGGACCUUCAAUGGUGGCACCUGCUCCUUUAUGCCUGUUGAAUGUCAGUAAAGGCAGUCUCCCAGAGAAAGGGACAUUGUCUAGAAAGACUUUGUGAGAAGUGUUUUUCUCCUCAUUCCUACUGAUGAUUUUCUGUUUUUCUUUCUCCCCACCCCCACCCUAGUAUUUUAUAAACCAGGAAGUAAAACUCCGUAAAAUGGUUUUUUGGAUUGGAUUAUUUAAAAACACGGAAAGGACAUGGACAUGGCUGUCAGGUUCAAAGCCUACAAGCACGUAAGUUUUUACAGCAAGAUUUCUUAAUGGCAUGUGCUCCAAAAAGUUGCAGAUUAUGUUUACAUAAUUAAUUAUUUCCCUCUCCAAAUAUAUUUUGCCAUGCAAUUUUCUCUACUACCAAAGAUCUACAUAUGUACUCCACAUCAUUGGCCAGAUGAGCGGCUGCUGCUUCUCAUUAGGUUGGAGAGGCAGGAAGGCUAUUCUUCGUGCUUCUCCAACCUAGUGAAUGGUUUGUUCUGAUUAGCUCAGCUUCAAAAGGAUUUGCAGGAACCUAAAGCUGAGCAACACUGUCUUUAGGAAAAUAUUUAUACAGUGGUACCUCUGGAUGCGAAUAGGAUCUGUUCCGGAUCCCCAUUUGCAUCCUGAAGUGAACUCAACCCACAUCUGUGCGUGCGGGUCACAAUUUGCCACUUCCGCGAAUGCGCGUGAUGUCAUUUUGAGCGUCUGCACAUGCGUGAGCGGUGAAACCCGGAAGUAACGCACCGCAACCCGGAAAUGCUUAACCCGAAGCUGCUUCAACCCAAGGUAUGACUGUACAGUUAUCUGCACAAAUCUGCACAGGGAGUUCGUGAGGAAGUAGACAUCCAAUCUUGAUUGAUCAGUGCUGGUCUUUCUUUUCUUUUCAGGUACUGGAAUUACUAUGAGCCAAAUAGACAACCGGGCCAUGACUGUGCUGCUAUGUCCUUUGAUUGCUACUAUGACAGAUGCUGGAUGGCAUUACAAUGUGAGCGACGCAUACAGUAUAUUUGUAAGAAGGUGCCUGAUGAUACUUGGCUCUAA
Molecule: messenger RNA, 10283 nt
Organism: Podarcis lilfordi (Lilford's wall lizard)
Lineage: Eukaryota; Metazoa; Chordata; Lepidosauria; Squamata; Lacertidae
Source: the annotation of a GenBank genome assembly